AUGGCGGAAGCUGAGCGCCUCUGCGCUGAGCUGCGAGCCUUAGCGAAGGAGCGCCGCGAGGAUUGGAAGCUGAGCGCCUCGGCCAGUCCAACGUGGAGCGAAGGGGGCUUUCAUGAGAAAGCGUCCACCGCCAGCGCCGCCAGCGCCCGGCUGCGGGAAGAGUGGCGCAGCUGGCGCGAGCAGCUCUUGGCACAGGAGGUGGCACAACUGCCCGAUGGCCAUCGUGUGCUCCUGCAAGCCUUGCUUUGCGAGAUGCUCUCCAGCUAUGCCGAGCUGCUGCCCGGCUUCUCCGUGCCGCCCACACCACGCGAGCGCGACUCCCUGGCCGCGCGGCUCCAGCAGCUUGCUAGCGCCGCGCAGGCCGAGACGCUGCGGCGGCUGGCGGACCGGCCGCGCCAGGAGACCUCUUUCCGCUCUGCGCACACCUCGAUGCUUUUGCGGAAGCUCGAUAUCUCGGAGCCACCGUCUCCACGCAGCUCUGUUCUCCAGAUCUGGGAUGCCUGGUAUGCCGCCGCAGAGAAGCGAUUUCAGACCACCGUGCUCGCCGCGGUACGGCGGCGUGGGCUGCUGGCGCGGCUGCGCCGGCGCCUGGCGCGUUAUGCGCUGAGGCGGCGGACGAAGGCCGUGGCCCUGGAGGCGGCCGAGGCCCUGCAGGGCGCGGUGUGGACCAAAGCGGCGGUGCGGAUCCAGGCGUUUUGCCGCGGCCGCUGGGGCCGGGGCUGGGCGUAUUGCUGGGCGACAGCGGAGCUGGCCAAAGAGUUCGCUCGGCUCCGCAAGAGGAGGAAGGCCCAAAAGGCCUUUGAACUGGUUCGAGCUGCCUGGAGUCCAGCUUUGCCCGUGGAGCUGAUGCUCUUGAAGGCCUGGCAGCACGAGCACGAGGAGCUUCUCCAGCGUGAACGCUUCGUGCAGCGCGCCACGCGCCGCUUCGAGGCGCAGUGGACGCGCUACGCGGAAGGUUUGGAAGCCUUUGCACGCACACAGGCCACCGAAAGGUCCAAAAACCGGGACCACUGGGUGGCCACCGCCGACCAGCGCACCGGCCAGCCGGUGUGGCUGAACGAGCGCACGGGGCAGCUGCGGGCCAACGAUCCGACGGAGCUGCGUGUGAAGGGCGCGGUGAGACAACUGGAGGAACACCUCGCCCAGCUGCAGGGCACCUGGGAUCAGGAGCACCAGUCGAUCGCCGAGGACGAGGCCUUCGCGGCGUUGUACGCGGCCAACCUGGAGGAGCGGGGGGAGCUGAGCGCCGCAGGAGUGGGUGUGGAUAUGGGUGGUCCUGCUGUUCAAGACCAGGAGACUGGUCUCAAAGCAGUGCCAACCAACUCCCUCUUCUUCAACUUGCCUGAGACUGCGUCCGUCUUCGAUGCGACCAAGCUGCCGGAGGGCCCUCAUGAGCGAGGACCCGUGGAGCUGGAGCAUCACAUCGUUUACACCGGGCAGUGGCUCGGACGGCGGCGGCACGGCGAGGGCGUCCUGCUCAGGCCCGAUGGUGGCCGUUAUGAGGGACAGUUUGUGAACGACCGAGCGUGUGGCCGCGGUCGCUUCGUCCACGCGAACGGCGAUGUCUAUGAAGGGCAGUGGCUGGAUGAUAAGGCCCAUGGCUCGGGCAAGUUCCUGCACUCGGACGGCUCAUCAUAUAUUGGUGACUGGGUGGAGGACAUGAAGUCGGGUCAGGGCCUGGAAACCUGGGCCGACGGCUCCACCUUCAAGGGCGAGUACAGGGACGGGAAGAAGCACGGCCACGGCGUUUUCACUUCUUCUGACAACUCGUCGUACUCGGGGCAAUUUGUGAACGAUUCGAUGCACGGAGAGGGCACCUACACCUUCUCCGAUGGUCGUGUGUACGUGGGCACCUGGCAAGAUAGCCAGAUGACGGGAAAUGGCACCAUGCGGUGGCCCGACGGUCGCUGGUAUGAGGGUGGCUACCUCAAUGACCGGAAGUCGGGCGACGGAAAGUUCUCUUGGCCAGAUGGUCGCUGCUAUGUGGGGCAGUGGCUCGAAGGGAAGCAGCAUGGCACCGGUCGUUACAUUGAUGCCAAGGGCAUCAGUCGCGAGGGGCUCUGGAAGGAGCGGACGCGGAACGACUGA
Durusdinium trenchii is the source of this 2088-nucleotide messenger RNA. NCBI's taxonomy places the organism in Eukaryota, Dinophyceae, Suessiales, Symbiodiniaceae. The record is from the annotation of a GenBank genome assembly.